AGCCCUCCCCGUAUUCACCAGGUGGAGUUAGGUGCGGAGCCAAUAGACACUAACGAGGAUGAGGCCGAUGCACCGGAUGAUGAUCUGCCCAUGUUGAAUCUGGCUUCGUUUGCCAUCUACAAGCUGUCACGGAGUGGGAGCGCGAGGGCUAUGUCGUACCCGAGAUGCACCCUUCGGCCAAUGCUGCCCAGCAGGCCGGAGGGGAUGCCGGAACUCCAGUUCCCGCCGCGCCGAAGGAACCAAAGAAGCGCCAGUGCGUACGGAGCUACCCUCUGGCUGGGAGACCAUGCACCCGGCGACCAUUCUUUGCAUUAUGCGCCCGGGACUCAGCUACUCGGACUACGGGUCAUCUGGCGACAAUACCACCCGGGCAUAAGCAUCUGGGAAUCACCGGUGGACAACCAGGAAUUUCCACCGCCCACCGGCAGAUCCAAGAAGAUCGCCCGUCUCAACAGUGGCGUGAAAGUGUGCAACUCUCUGUUCGGCACAAACUUCGCCUACGGCGACACCGCUUAA
This is a messenger RNA of Drosophila sechellia, 516 nucleotides long. RefSeq lists its product as uncharacterized. NCBI's taxonomy places the organism in Eukaryota, Metazoa, Arthropoda, Insecta, Diptera, Drosophilidae. The transcript has 2 exons. Bases 91 to 516 code for a protein of 141 amino acids. The record is from RefSeq and is a predicted model, not a curated record.